AUGAAUCCGAUAACGUCCUCACCACACACAGAAAAGGACUCUGAAACCGACAUUUCACGCGUACCUUCUGUCAAGUCUGAAGCUGCUCGUGGCGACAAAAUACGCCCGCAAGUAUCUCAGGGCGCAACAUCUCGAAAAUCACGAGCCGAGUCAGUAGUUCCGCGUGGGAAUCGGCGAGGGUUGUUCGGACGAUUUGCUCUUCUGCCAGAAGUUGCAGAACCUCAAUUGGAUUAUGUGCGCAAAGAGAAAUGGGCUAUUACGUUUAUUAUUUCCAUGGCCGCAGUAGCAGCGCCAUUGGGAAGUACAAUAUUCUUUCCAUCACUACCCGAACUAUCCAAAGAUUUCCAUACAUCCCCUACAACCGCCAAUCUGUCCGUGGCAUUCUACAUGCUGAGCAUGUCUAUUUUCCCACUAUGGUGGUCCUCCUUUUCCGAAUCUCUCGGCCGGCGCACCGUCUACCUUAUUUCCUUUUGUCUCUUCUUGCUCUGGAGCAUUCUGAGCGCCGUAUCAACUAGCAUUGCCAUGCUCAUCGUCAUGCGCGCCCUCGCUGGCGGCGCAUCCGCAUCCGUCCAGGCCGUCGGCGCAGGAACGAUUGCCGAUAUCUGGGAAGUCCGAGAGCGGGGGAAAGCCAUGGGCACUUUUUUCCUGGGACCGCUAUGCGGGCCAUUAUUUGCGCCCAUUAUUGGCGGCGCGCUCGCCCAGCGCUGGGGAUGGCGCAGCACGCAGUGGUUCCUGGCUAUAUACGGGGGGUUGCUAGUCCUUGCCUUGUUUUUCGGGCUUCCUGAGACUCUGAAACAUACCAAACCUUUUCUCCAAGGAGACUCUCCUUCCCCUACUACUUCUCCUCCUCCUCACGGGGCAAACGUCGAGACAGAGUCCAAAUCCGCAGAUACAUUCGCCAAACAACCUUCAUCCUCCUCAACUCCCCGUCCAGAUCUACAGCGAACAAUAACAACGCGCUCCGUCAUUCUACGCAAACGCACAACAACCAUCAUCCUCGCAUUGAAGCGCAUCCUGCUCGACCCGCUGCGCAUCAUCUUGUACCUGCGCUUCCCCGUCGUCCUCAUCACCGUGUACUACGCCAGCAUCACCUUCGGGUCGUUAUAUAUCCUUAACAUUAGCGUGCAGCAUACAUUCUCCGCCGCGCCGUACCAUUUCCGCACGAUUAUCGUGGGGCUGCUAUAUAUUCCCAAUUCCUUAGGCUACUUUAUCGCCUCCUUCCUCGGCGGGCGCUGGACAGACACCAUCAUGCAUCGCGAAGCGCGCAGGGCAGGGCGGUACGAUGAAGAUGGGAAACUGAUUCUACUCCCGGAAGACAGAAUGCGUGAGAAUGUCUGGGUCGCGGCCGCGCUGUAUCCUGCCGCACUGGUGUGGUACGGCUGGUCUGCGCAGGAGGGAGUAUUUUGGUUUGUUCCUAUGCUCGCCAACUUCUUCUUCGGCAUCGGCACCAUGCUCGUCUUCGGCACCGUGACCACCAUGCUGACGGAAUUCAUGCCAAAAACUUCGUCCGCCGGCGUGGCAGUCAACAACUUUAUCCGGAACAUUUUCUCUGCCGUCGGCGUCGUGGUCGCGCAGCCUUUGCUCGACGCCAUUGGCAACGGCUGGCUUUUCACCGCCCUAGGCAUCAUCGCGGCGCUGAGCUCGGCUGUCAUAUGGGCCAUGAAGCGGUUUGGGCCGCGGUGGCGGGACGACAUGGCCAGACGGAUGGGAUGA
Molecule: messenger RNA, 1713 nt
Organism: Xylona heveae TC161
Lineage: Eukaryota; Fungi; Ascomycota; Xylonomycetes; Xylonales; Xylonaceae
Product: putative MFS multidrug resistance transporter
Exons: 3
Coding region: 1-1713 (570 amino acids)
Biological process (GO): intracellular polyamine homeostasis; transmembrane transport
Molecular function (GO): polyamine transmembrane transporter activity
Source: RefSeq, a predicted model, not a curated record